GUGUUCCACGGUUCCCAACUACGGGUGCCCACACGACUCAAUCCGCGUUCGAAAUCUCCUCCUCCUCCCCUCCCCCUACAGGGGCGGUACUCCCGGCUCCUGAGAGGUGGGGUCGGUAUAAAGGGGUUGAGGUCACCGAGAAGGGGCGAAAGCGCGACGGGACGUGAGCCGAAGGACAGAAGCUUCAAGUCUCAAGUCCCCGCGUCAUCCCGCUUUCUCGCUCCCUCUUCCCCUGGGAUCCAGAACCUCCACCCUUACAGGCUCGCUGGCUCGUGGCCAAGGAGCUCGCGCGUCGCCUCCGCCCCGAACGCAAACAGCUGUUCCCCGAGACGUCGCCGCCCUCAACUUUUGCCAACUAGUCUGCACGCACUUUGACCAGCGGAGCAACCUGGACCCGUAGGUUGGGGGCCGUUGGCGGAGUUAAAAAAAAAAAAAAAAAAGAAAGGUGAAACAGCUGGUUUCGAGGCCACGAGUUGCUGGCCUUCGCCUCAGAACUUUCCUGAGGCGGCGGAGCGGCCCGCCCCGCCCCCGCGCCUCUCGCGCGCUCGGGCCGCGCUCGUUCCCUCGCUCGGGAGCGCGUGGGCAGGGGCGGCAGCGGCUCGAGUGGCGGCGACAAGAAGUGGAGCAGAGGCAGCGGCCGGCGCUUGCGCUUGUCAGGCCAAGAAAUUCUAGAAAAGAAAAAUUUCAGAAAAAUUGCCUCCGUUCGAGUACGAUAUCAGUGAACCAAGAAAAUUUGAAGCACCUUUCCUCAAGAAAACCUGGGUAUACAGUAACUUCACAGACUUAGCUGAGGGUUUUUUACCCAAAUUGGUCACUGGACUCUGCUGCCUGAUACUUGAACCUGUUUGGAGUUUUUCUCAUGUGGAUCUAAGGGGAAUGCUUUAUUAUGGCUGCUGUUGUCCAACAGAACGACCUAGUAUUUGAAUUUGCUAGUAACGUCAUGGAGGAUGAACAACAGCUUGGUGAUCCAGCUAUUUUUCCUGCUGUAAUUGUGGAACAUGUUCCUGGUGCUGAUAUCCUCAAUAGUUAUGCGGGUCUAGCCUGUGUGGAAGAGCCCAAUGACAUGAUUACUGAGAGCUCCCUGGAUGUUGCUGAAGAAGAAAUCAUAGAUGAUGAUGACGACGACAUCACCCUGACAGUUGAAGCUUCCUGUCAUAAUGGGGAUGAAACAAUUGAAACUAUCGAGGCUGCUGAGGCACUCCUCAAUAUGGACUCUCCUGGCCCUAUGCUGGAUGAAAAACGAAUAAAUAAUAAUAUAUUUAGUUCAUCUGAAGAUGACAUUGUUGUUGCCCCAAUCACCCAUGUAUCCGUCACAUUAGAUGGGAUUCCUGAAGUGAUGGAAACUCAGCAGGUUCAAGAGACAUAUGCACACUCACCAGGAGCCUCAUCACCAGAACAACCUAGGAGAAAGAAAGGGAGAAAAACUAAACCACCACGACCAGAUUCCCCAACCACUACACCAAACAUAUCUGUGAAGAAGAAAAACAAAGAUGGAAAGGGAAACACAAUUUAUCUUUGGGAAUUUUUACUGGCACUGCUCCAGGACAAAGCUACUUGUCCUAAAUAUAUAAAAUGGACCCAACGAGAAAAAGGCAUUUUUAAAUUGGUAGAUUCUAAAGCAGUAUCCAGGUUGUGGGGGAAGCACAAAAACAAACCUGACAUGAACUAUGAGACCAUGGGAAGAGCUCUCAGGUACUAUUACCAAAGGGGUAUUCUGGCAAAAGUAGAAGGUCAGCGUUUGGUGUAUCAGUUUAAGGAAAUGCCAAAAGAUCUUAUUUAUAUAGAUGAUGAGGAUCCAAGUUCCAGCAUAGAGUCUUCAGAUCCAUCACUGUCUUCAACAACCACUUCAAGUAGGAACCAAACAAGCCGAUCGAGAGUAUCUUCAAGUCCAGGGAUAAAAGGUGGAGCCACUACAGUUCUAAAACCAGGGAAUUCUAAAGCUACAAAGCCCAAAGAUCCUGUGGAAGUUACACAGCCAUCAGAAGUUCUGAGGACAGUGCAGCCCACACAGUCUCCGUAUCCUACACAGCUCUUCCGGACUAUUCAUGUAGUACAGCCAGUACAAGCUGUCCCAGAUGGAGAAGCAACCAUUACCAACUGUGUGCAGGACGAAACUUCCGUUCAGAGUAUUAGGACUAUACAGGCUCCAACCCAAGUUCCAGUGGUCGUAUCUCCUGGGAAUCAGCAUUUGCAUACAGUUACACUCCAGACAGUGCCAAUCACAACAGUUAUAGCCAGCACAGAUCCAUCAUCAGGUGCUGGAUCUCAGAAAUUUAUUUUACAAGCCAUUCCAUCAUCACAGCCCAUGACAGUACUGAAAGAAAAUGUCAUGCUGCAGUCACAGAAGCCAGGCUCUUCUCCUUCGAUUGUCUUGAGCCCUGCCCAUGUACAGCAGGUUCUUACUAGCAAUGUUCAGUCCAUUUGCAAUGGAACCGUCAGUAUGGCUUCAUCUCCAUCCUUCAGUGCUACUACACCUGUGGUGACCUUUUCUCCUCGCAGUUCACAACUAGUUGCUCACCCACCUGGCACUGUGAUCACUUCAGUUAUCAAAGCUCAAGAAACAAAAACUCUUAUACAGGAAGUAGAGAAAAAAGAGGUUGAAGAUCAUUUGAAAGAAGACACUGAGAAAACUGAGCAAAAGCCACAGCCUUAUGUGAUGGUGGUAUCCAAUUCCAAUGGAUUUACCUCUCAGGUAGCUAUGAAACAAAAUGAACUGCUGGAACCCAACUCUUUUUAAUUAAUAUACCAAAGGAAUUAUGAAUUAUUGUUUUUUAAUUGAACAUUUUCAGUUGUAUGCAAACUAUCUGAGUCUAAGAUAAAUUCUACAGACAUUCCUAAUUUUGUAGUUUAUUGUUAAAAAUAAUAAUUUAGAGUUAAUUUUGACUUUGUUAGAUGAGGGAAGGAAACCCAGGUGUUUCUCUUUGUUCUCCAAAUGUUUCAGAAUUCAAUUGUGAAGGAACAAGCAUUUUAUACUAUGAAGACAUUCUUUUGAGGUUUUUUUCAGUUGCUAUAUAAGCAUUUUUAAAGUUUCUUUUUAAAUUUUACAUUGUAUUAGCUUUUCUGAUUCUUUUGUAAAUACAGUACUUAAUAAAUAUAAGGCAACAGGAAAUUUAUAUAGGAACUAUUUUCAUUCCACUUGUAUAAGUUAAGUCUUGACUCUUUCAAAUGGAAGACACCUAUUUUAUGCCUUGUUAAAAUUAUGAUUUCACUUAGAUUGACUUUAGUUGGUUGCACUGUAUAAUGAACUAUGAAUAUGUAAAAUGUAACCUUGAAAAUUGGAAUGUGCCCAUGAUAUGGCCAAACCUGUUUCAGAAGCAGGAUAGUAUAAAAACAUUAGCCUAAGAGUGGCUCUCCUGCUAACUUGUGUAACCUUGGGCAAGCCACUUAAUCAUUUUGGGCCUCGGUUCUCUCAUAAAAGGAAGGGAUGCAUUGCAUUAGACUAGAUGAUCUCCAAUUUCCUUUCUAGUUCUAAAUUUUAUGAUUCUAACUCCUGUAUUUUAAAGUUGUAUCAAUUAAAACAUUAUCAGCUUAUUUCCUAAUGUAAAUAUUAAGCUAAAAUGCAGAAAAGUAAGUGGCCCUAUAAAAUUCAUUCUUUUAUUAUCCGUAAGACCUGCUAUGAACCUGAAUUGUUCCUUAAUACUUUUUGUUCAUUAACUCUUUAGGCCACUAUGCACUGUGGUGCAUUAGUAAAUUUGUGUUGCUGAGUGCUAAAUGAUGUACCGCUAUUCUGAGAGUCAAGGUUCUUUCUUAAGGGCCCAGAAAGCAACCAAGCCUUGGGCUAAUCUAGCUGAGUAGUACUAUAAAAGCAUAAUUGCUUUAUAUUUUGGAUCAUUUUUUACUGGGAGUUGGGAUUGCAGACAAAGAUAAUAUACAUAUAUAUCCAAGUUUCUGAAAUGAAACAGUUUUUAGAUUACUUUCUCGGCUGUAAAUAAUGUACAUUUAAUUUCACAAAAAAAUUGUUUUCUGCAAAUUUUCUAGCAUAGCAAAGAAAUUUUUGUAGAUGAAAAAUCGUUAUGUUUAGAGGUCUAAUAUUAUGUGUUUUCAUAUUACAGAGUGAAUUUGUAUUUAAACAAAAAUUUAAAUUUUGGAAUCCUCUAAACAUUUUUGUAUCUUUAAUUGGUUUAUUAUUAAAUAAAUCAUGUAAAAAUUC
Messenger RNA from Diceros bicornis minor, 4150 nucleotides. RefSeq names its product E74 like ETS transcription factor 1 (gene ELF1). Gene Ontology annotation, biological process: regulation of transcription by RNA polymerase II; cell differentiation. Bases 887 to 2737 code for a protein of 616 amino acids. Gene Ontology annotation, molecular function: DNA-binding transcription factor activity, RNA polymerase II-specific; sequence-specific DNA binding. The record is from RefSeq and is a predicted model, not a curated record. Gene Ontology annotation, cellular component: nucleus. NCBI's taxonomy places the organism in Eukaryota, Metazoa, Chordata, Mammalia, Perissodactyla, Rhinocerotidae. The transcript has 9 exons.